Molecule: messenger RNA, 1297 nt
Organism: Paramecium pentaurelia
Lineage: Eukaryota; Ciliophora; Oligohymenophorea; Peniculida; Parameciidae
Source: the annotation of a GenBank genome assembly
AUGUCUUUAAUAUUGCCUGAAUAGGAUAUUGGAAUUCCCUGUUAAUUCAAUCAUUAAAAUCCUCCUGAAUUUAUGGUUUUAAAUGGAAAUAAAAUAGCUACCUUUUAUUGCAAAGAAUGUUUAACUAAAUAGACUCUACCCAACAAUGCAAUAUCUAUUAGUAAGGCUAAGUAUGUUAUGAAAUAAAAAAAAUUGAGUUCGUUUAAAAUAGUUAGUCAUUUAUAUGAAAAUUAAAUAAAAUAAAUUGAAAAAUUAGCAAAAGAACUUAACUAAUUAAAAACAUACCUAUUUUAAUAGAUAGAUUAAUCAAUAUAGACAAUUAGUAUGUGGAGAUAAUAAUUAGAAUUAGAAUAAGGAAAUGAGAAGUUAUUUGAUUACAAAACAUUAUUAUAAUUAUUGCAUUUAAAUAAUGAAGAAUGUGAAUUAUAAGAACUCAUUAGACUUGAAUAAAAGAUUUUUGCUUGUAAUUAAACUUUUCAUAAAAAAAUAACACUUCACUUAAAAGAUAUCUUAAAUUUAGAUUAAUUUUAGUCAUGUCAACAAAUACUAAAUUAAUGUAUAGAUGUAUCUGAAUUAAAUAAACAUCUUACUAAAUAAAAAGAAUUUGAAUUUAAUCUAACAAAAGUAUAUCAAAAUUUUCCAAAUACACGAAUUCUAUUAGGGAACUUUGAUCAAAUCGAAUAUAAUAUUUAAAAUCAUUUAUAAAAUUGGAGAAAUUAUUAUUUAAAUACUGAAGAAAUAGCAUACUUUUAUUAAGAUAUGAGUAAAAAUCACAAUUUUCUUUCACUCUUAUUUCCAAAUUUUUUUAGUAGUUAAUUUUUUAUACAAAAUGUUAGAUUAAAUCCAUUAGAAAGAAAUGAAAUUAUUAAAGAUGAUAAAGUAAUCCAUAUUAAUAUUUAAUUUUUAGAUGAAAAAAUAAUUAAUUGAAAAUUGUUAAAUGUAUCUUUGUUAUUAAGGAGUUUAAUUGGCUGAAAAUAAAAUAAUUAUUUAAGAUAUUAAACAAUUUAAUAAAUAUAGAAAUGAUUAGAAAAAUAAGUAAGGUUUAUAAAGAGUAAUAUCUUCUUUAAGUGUUUUAAAUCAACGUAAAAAUGCAUUAUUGAUUAUUGCAUUUACUAAAGAAAAUGAUUUCUAUUAUUAAGAUACAUUUAUUAAUUAUGAUUUAUUAUAAGAAGAAGGUAAUAAGGAUGAAAAUGCAUUAAAAUUUUAGGAUGUAAAGUAAUAUUACUUACAAUAAGAUUUAAUGGAAGAAUAAUGGGCAACAUUUAAGAUUUUAACAAAUCAAAAUUUAGAUUUGUGA